This is a messenger RNA of Sander lucioperca (pikeperch), 5530 nucleotides long. RefSeq names its product BTB domain containing 8 (gene btbd8). Gene Ontology annotation, molecular function: protein binding. Lineage: Eukaryota; Metazoa; Chordata; Actinopteri; Perciformes; Percidae. The record is from RefSeq and is a predicted model, not a curated record. Bases 323 to 5137 code for a protein of 1604 amino acids. The transcript is spliced from 20 exons.
CCUGUCCUAGUGGGUGGCGAACAGCGUGCAGUGGUGGUGAUGACAACAACAUCGGUCAGUGGGUCAACCCGUUAAUAUAGAUAAUAACAGACAAUUAUCGGCUGCAAUUCAUUAAUACCGGCAUAUUCAUCACCAGGCAUUCAGGGUUUAAGGUUCCAAAAGAUAACUAACGGUAACCCAUGUUAGCUAGCGCUAGCAUGCUAGCCGCGGGAGGAAAAUGAGAGUAACGUUAAUGUUAUUUAGCUUAAUAACGUUACAGCACAGACCGUGUUGGGCAGAGAAAGAGCAAAUGCAUGUGUAGGCAUAUAUAACCUAAUGAACCAUGAUCACCACAGAGGCUGCAAGAGAGUUCCAUGCCAAAGAAUGCAAAUACAAAGAGCAGCUGAAGAGACGUUUAUCGUCAGCCUUAUCUGCAGACCUUAACAGGUUGCUGCAGGAGGAGCUGGAGGCGGAUGUGUCUCUUUAUGCUGGGUCAGGCUCGCUUCAAGCACACAGAGCCGUACUGUUGGCCAGAGCUCCUCAUGUCCUGCAGGGAGAGACACACAAAGAUCCUACCAUCGUUCAUCUGUCUGACUAUGAGCUGUCCGGGUUGAAAGAUUUCCUCAGGCGACUGUACACAGCAGACCAGAGCAUGCGCUCGUCGGAAAUAAUCCCAGACGUGGAGGGCUCAGUGCCAGAAAGUACGCUGCUUGUUCCCAAUCCGGCAGACCAUAGUUCCACUGACUCAGACGUUGUUCUUGAGUCAGCCUCGGGCCUUGGAGCUGACUUGCUGGAUCUGUACCAGAGGGGAGAGCAGUGUGAUAUCACCAUCCAAGUAGCGGAGCAGGUCUUCUCCUGCCACAGGGCAAUCCUGUGUGCGCGGUCUCAGUACUUCCGAGCGAUGCUAAGCGGGAGUUGGAUGGAGAGCUCCAGACAAUGCAUCACUCUGCAAGGUUUAGGGCCAGAUGAGAUGGAGAUCCUGCUCCAGUUCAUGUAUGGGGCAAUUGUGGAUCUGCCACCUGGAGCCAGUGCCAGUCAGGUGGUGUUGGCAGCCGACAUGUUGGGUUUAGAGGGGUUGAAGGAUGUGGUGGAGAUGGUUCUCACCCGAGACUACUGCCGCUUCUUCCCCAAGCCAGUUGACGGUGUUCAGAGAACAGUUCUCGAGUGUCUGUCCCUCACACAUGCCUUAGGCCUCCAAAAUCUCCACAUGCUGUGUAAGAGGUGGGUUGCUGAUCAUUUUGUGAAGACCUGGUGCGAGAGAAACUUUUCCCUGUUGUCCCCUGAGCUUCAUGUAGCCUGUCUAACAGCUGUAACUGAAACCAUGACUGUGCAGAACGCAGUAACCAUGCUCUGUGGCACUGAGCAAUUGAUUGGCAGUCUCCCAGAAGUCAAGUGGGCCAAACAGGUAAGGAGUCUUGCCACAGAGCUUCAGGAGGAGAGCCUGCAUAUCAUUGUCCAGCAUCUCCCCAGAGUCAUCCGCACUCAGGCCUUCCAGGACCUUUGCAGGAGGGAAGAGUUUACCCGUGAGCCAACGUUGUUGAAAAAGCUGUGUUCGGCCAUCAGAGAAGGUGUGACCGUGGACAACUGCUGUGAUCUUUUCGCUGCUGUGUACAAUCUAUGUGGAGAUGACAUGGAAGAGGACUCUCUCCUGGAGCAGGGAGAGCAAAGACAAGAGAAGCCAUUCAGGCAAGAGAUUUGUAAGCUGCGCGGUCGGCUCUGGACCUUCCUGCUUCAGACCUUUUACGCGGUCCGCCACACACAGGGAUGGGAGACCCUGUCCUCCAAACACAAAGAGAGGAUACUAGCAGAUGCUAUUGAUAAAGGGGACAAUCGAAGACUUGGUAAAAAGCCUGUAUUCACUAGCUCACAGUCAAGGGCUGUAAAAUGCCCUUCAUCUGCACCUGAGAGUCCGCCAGUGCACAGGACCCAGAAGGUGUCCGAAAUUGCAAUUUCUUCCUCCCGUAGUGCUGCAUCAGCCAUGAAGUCUGAUGGACUGGGGACAGCUAACAAACCAGGAGAUGGUCACACAUCCAAGGCAAAGAAUGUGAAGAAGCCUGGAGACCGGAGUGUAGCAGCGAAAGCAAAGACAGCAUCAGCUGGCUCACCAGUUGUCAAUGGCACAGGAGCUGCAGGAGCCAGGCGGGAUGGAGCCAGUGCCAAUGGCCCCAGAAGUGCUCAUGGGGCUAGAGAGCAAGAAAAGAAGCCAAACCCAGGUGCUCGGCCUAAAACAUCUCCCCCGAGCUGCACAUCAACAAGCCAGACGGGGGUAAUGAAGGCUCAAAAGAGCUCAACAGGAAAGGCUGACAUUGGCAUUGUUGGCACCACCCAAGCUCAGCCCAGCGCUUCAUCCACAUCAGGCAGCGCCUCGCCAGAGAACGGUGCCAGCAGCCCUCGCAACGACACCCACUCCAUCCCAGGUGCAAAGCCCAAACACCAGGCUAAGGCGGUAAACAAAUCCCCUCUGACAAAACCUCCUCAGAAAUCAGAUACAGCGAAGAUCAGCAGUCCUACCAAUAAGUCAAGUGUGAGAGAAAGUGGCAAAGUUAAGACUGGUGCAGCAGAGAAAGCAUCUACUGGAGUGACAGCAGCAAGAGCAGACACCAAGGGAAGAGGCACACCAGACCACCAUGUCUCUAAGCAUGGAUCCUCUAUGAAAAAGCCAGCAUCCCCUAGGAAAGAAGACGGCAAGGACGGUUUGAAAUCAUCAGCACCAGACAAAGCAGCCAGUGAAGCUCAUAAAAAGAAGAUCACAAAACCCGUUUCAGCGACUGGAGCCUCAGCUAAAUCCAGUGCUAAACCGCCAAAAGCCUCUUCGGCCCCCUCCAAGCAAUCUUCAGUAGUAGCUGCCAAGUCUGGACCAAAGCCAAAAAGUACUACUGAAUUAUCAAUGGAGAAAGCUUCUCCAAAAACCGUAGGAUCUUCCAAAACCUCAGCUGCGUCUGCCUCCAAGAAAUCAGGAACUAAAGGAAAAGAGACCGUGAAUGGUAAAAAUUCAAACUGUAAAAUUGAGCUUGCUCCAAUUGAGAGCACUUGUGACAUUGCAGUGCAUGAAGAUAGUACAGAAGUAGCGCUUUCUGACCGGCCUGCAGUGCGCGAAACACAGUUAACAAGCCAGGGCGGAGGGGAUUCACUUAGCCUUCAACUAGAAUCAAGCCCUACGAGUCAAAAGCCUGAAAUACACUCAGGAAACACUGAUAGUGCACCAGCAGCUAACAAAAUCCCCCAUGUCAAAUCUGCUAAUGCAGACACUUGCAAACAGACUGAAGGGAGUAAAGUGAAACAGUCUCCAAGCGGUGUCAUCCCCGCUCACAUCAGCGGAGGGCAAGUUAAUGAGGUCCGUUCCCCAAAUUCUCCGAGAGACACUGAACGCCCUAUAGACACCCCCUGCAGCAUAGGAAGCACUGACACUCCCUUAGAGGACUCCUGGAGCGGCAUCCACCAUCAGGUGAGCCCACAGUCUGAGACUGGCAGCACACACACCACUUCCUCUGACGACAUCAAGCCCCGCUCAGAGGACUACGACGCAGGAGGCUCACAGGAUGACGACUGCUCCAACGACAGGGGUGUUUCCAAGUGUGGCACCAUGCGCUGUCAUGACUUCUUGGGUCGCAGUAGUAGUGACACAAGCACCCCAGAGGAGUUAAAGAUGUACGAAGGUGGGGCGGGGUUGAGAGUGGAGGUUCGGCUGCGUGGACGAGAAGCAGAGACUACCAGCGAGGAGGAGGGAGUAAGACUGCGUCCUCGUUCCUGGUUGCAUAGAGACGAGGUUCCUGUUGAGGAGGAGCACUCUGAGGUCGAGGCCACGGUGACUGUAAAAAGCGUCCCCGACCACCAGCUCUUCUCCUCCUCUGAGGAGGAGGAAGAUGAAGAUGAAGAGGCGACGGAAGAUGAGAGGUCUGAAGUUGAGGUGAUUCCAGGUCAGGCUCCGCCGCCGCCAACUGAACCCUCACCCCACUUUCAGGGGAUCGUCAACCUAGCUUUCGAUGAUGACGGUGUAGACCAGGAGAAUGACCAGGCCGACUACCAGUCGUCUUCUAACUUCCGUCGCUCAGUGUUACUCUCUGUUGACGAGUGUGAGGAGUUGGGCUCAGAAGAAGGCGGCGUCCAAACUCCACCUCAACAGCCCAAUGAUGCUGUCACUUCCUGUGAUGUUUUUGAGUCUGACUCUACAGCUCCUCGGCGCAACUGUGCCCCUUCCGGUGACAAACAGGACCACCUGAUGUGCCAUCUCGAAAGCGCAGGCCUGAAGGGCAAAAAACAUGACGAGGAACAGGAAGAAAAAUCCUCUGUAUUUCUUACAGAGAUCCAGGAGCCCGUGCAGGAUGAGAGUAAUCAUAUCCAGGUGGAUGGGGUGAAGUCCAGUGGCCCUCUCCUGGAUGCUGACACUAAAGUCCUCCCACCCCAGGAGCGCCCAUGCCACCUAGAUCUGCGGCACACUGAACAAUACAAUGGAGGGCUGCGCAAAAAUCACACCAAUCCCUCAGAAAGCAAGAAAGCUGAUUUACAUCUAGACUUAAAUGAGCCUCAGCUGACAGGGGACUCUCCUGUACAUGCUGCAGAAUCUCCAGCAGAAAAAGAAAUCCUGCUGCACCAUUACUGGGGGUCUAUCCCGAUGCAAACAUGUACAUUAUUUUGUUUUCAAUAUCAAACAGUGAACAGGGACAAUGGUUGUGACAGAUUGGAUCAAACCUGCAAACAUGACCGCCGACCAUCUAAAGCCCUCUCUCCCAUUUACGAGAUGGAUGUUGGAGAAGCCUUUGAGCACUGCUCGGACAAGGACAGGAAUGUUAAACUGAAGGCGGAGGAAGAAAAUCAAAGAGGGGACGAUGACAAAAGCAAUGAGUUUGCAGAGCGGGAUUGGAGCUUGCUUAGGCAGCUCCUCUCAGACCACGAGUCCAAUCUGGGCGUCAUAAACCCUGUGCCUGAGGAGCUCAACCUGGCCCAGUACCUUAUCAAGCAAACACUGUCCCUGUCACGUGACUGCCUGGACUCGCAGGCCUUCCUGUCCCCAGAGAAGGAGACCUUUAAACGCUGGGCGGAGCUCAUCUCGCCCAUUGAGGACUCCUCCACCAGCAUCACGGUCACAAGCUUCUCCCCAGAAGACGCUGCAUCUCCACAGGGGGAGUGGACCAUCGUGGAACUGGAAACACAUCACUGACUGCACAGAUUGACACCUUCUCUGUGAACUUUAAACGUCUUUACAUCAACUUUGUCUUAAUUUAUUAUAAGUUAUAAUCAUAUUAUGUCUCUCUUUUUGACAUGUCUUUUACUGGACUCUGCAGAACAGUUUAUUUGCAUUCCCCAUUAUGCCCUCAGUGGACUGUUUCUUGACACAAAUGAGCUGUUAUGCAUGCUGAUAUUUUUGUAUGUCUGACUGUUUAAUUGAUGUUGCUUUGAAGCUCUAGAAAGGAAUAUAGAGUAAGAAAAAAACAUUUCUUUCUCAUGGCAGUCUUGUAAUAAUAUGGUUGACUGGAGUUUCUUAAAGAAAAAUAAUAGUGGCCUACAUGGCUUGCAUUUAGUGUCAUAUUGAAAAUAAAGGUUUGUGUUUCUU